Messenger RNA from Aegilops tauschii subsp. strangulata, 1100 nucleotides. The record is from RefSeq and is a predicted model, not a curated record. Lineage: Eukaryota; Viridiplantae; Streptophyta; Magnoliopsida; Poales; Poaceae.
AUGACCGCGCUUGCAUUUUACUCUUUAAGGGCUGGAGAUGCUCUUACAGCGCCAUGGCCGCCGCCACAACACAGCCACAGCCGCCUCCCGUUUUGCGCCACCUCUUCCUCCAACUUCGAGUUCCUGGCCACCCCUCACUCCGCGAGAACCACCGGACCUACCUACCGCUACCCAUCUGUGCGCAGCUUGCAGAAAUCGAUUGACCGCUAUAAGGCAUAUACAAAGGAUAAUAAUGUUAAUAACAAGACAGUACAGCCAGAUAUACAGCAAGUCAAAGCCGAUACUGUAAGCUUGGCAAAGAAACUUGAAGCUCUUGAAGUUUCGAAGCUAAAGAUCUUGGGCGAAAAUUUAGGAGGGUGCUCUGCUGAAGAACUGAACUGUCUGGAAGUAAAUAUUGAGAAGAGUCUCCGCACCAUCAGAGGAAAGAAGACCCAGGUGCUCGAACAGCAGAUAGCUAACCUGAAAGAGAAGGAGAGGAUGCUUCUCAAAGACAACGAAGACUUGCGCGGAAAGCAGCGCGACCUUGAGGCGUCGCUGGUGGUUCCUGCCCUGAACUGCGUUACGCCCCUGCAGCCACGUGGCCAGCUGGCACCAGAGCAGGAACCGGUACCGAGCGAUGAGGACGUGGAGACGGAGCUCUACAUUGGGUUGCCCGGGGUUCGCUGCUCCAACCGGCGGUCAGGUCAAGCCAAAUAGCUAAUCAGCCGGAAGGUUGAGCCUCACACAAAUAAACUCUCUACAGAGGCAUGAAGUGGCCAAUCAGUAGUCCACCAUUUCUGUUAUUCUCUAUAUUUAAUCUAUAAUCUCUUGCAAGCUAAAUUAGCGGCUGCGACGAUGACAAACCUGCAGAGAACCUCUGACGACUGAAGGUGAAACGCCAGUACACCAAUUGUUUCUUGCGCAACGGCCGUCAAAUGGAACUAGGUGAGGCAUUCUUAUGCCAUGGGACGUAAACCUCCUGGAUGUGACGAACAUUGUCGCCUCGACCUACUGUCUCUGAGCCAUGGUUCGGAUCAGCAAAAUAAAUGUCUGCUUUGAGGCCACAUCUGUCUAUGGACUUACCGUCUGUACUUAUAAAGAUGCCUUCUUUGCCGAGUUGA